Messenger RNA from Exophiala aquamarina CBS 119918, 441 nucleotides. RefSeq names its product V-type proton ATPase proteolipid subunit. The record is from RefSeq and is a predicted model, not a curated record. Gene Ontology annotation, cellular component: proton-transporting V-type ATPase, V0 domain. The coding region runs from base 1 to 441 and encodes 146 amino acids. Gene Ontology annotation, biological process: proton transmembrane transport. The transcript has 2 exons. Lineage: Eukaryota; Fungi; Ascomycota; Eurotiomycetes; Chaetothyriales; Herpotrichiellaceae. Gene Ontology annotation, molecular function: proton-transporting ATPase activity, rotational mechanism.
AUGGGCUGCACAUCUGCCAUUGUCUUCACCUGCUUUGGUGCCGCCUAUGGAACUGCGAAGUCCGGCGUCGGUAUCUCUGCCAUGGGUGUCCUUCGACCUGAUCUUAUUGUCAAGAACAUCGUCCCCGUCAUUAUGGCUGGUAUCAUCGGUAUUUACGGCCUGGUCGUUUCGGUCUUGAUCUCCGACAACCUGUCCCAGAAAGAAGCACUCUUCACAAGCUUCAUUCAACUCGGUGCUGGCCUCUCAGUCGGUCUCUCCGGUCUUGCUGCUGGCUUCGCUAUCGGUAUUGUUGGUGAUGCUGGCGUGCGUGGUACCGCUCAGCAGCCCCGCCUCUUCGUCGGAAUGAUUCUGAUCCUCAUUUUUGCCGAAGUCUUGGGACUGUAUGGAUUGAUUGUUGCUCUGUUGAUGAACUCAAAGGCUCAGACCGAUGUCCACUGCUAG